This is a messenger RNA of Acanthochromis polyacanthus (spiny chromis), 1529 nucleotides long. RefSeq lists its product as uncharacterized. NCBI's taxonomy places the organism in Eukaryota, Metazoa, Chordata, Actinopteri, Pomacentridae. The record is from RefSeq and is a predicted model, not a curated record. The coding region runs from base 225 to 947 and encodes 240 amino acids. The transcript is spliced from 5 exons.
GGUUUGGGGUGGGGUGGUGUAUAAGGGAGGAGCGGGUGAGUUUGCCGUCCUCCUGUCACCCUGUGAGGGAGCCCCUCCUCUGCCUCGCUGCCUCCCUGCCCAGCCUGAAGGGAAACUCCAGCUCACUUCAACCUGAGAGACUCACCAACAGCAGCCGCUCGCUCCACAGCUCCUCAUCCUCUUUUUCAUCAACUCCAUCCUCCUUCUUCCUCAGGUGUCCCUUCAUGGCGGCCUCCCCCAAGUCCUCCCAAACAGCAAAGAACUUGCUGAUUGGCGUGCUGGCAAUUUGGUCCAUCGUCUCGUUAAUCGUCAUUGUGGUGUGGGCGACGUCUCCGGACCUGAAGGGCUCGGCCCAGUGCCGCGCCGAGCUGCAGGAGGCGACGGAGAAGCUGGAGGGAGCCAAGGUGAUGUUCAGCAAGACCAAGGUGGCUCUGGAGGAGAUGGUGGAGGAGGAGAGGGAGAAGUAUGCCCGUCAGCAAGCUGAGAUCCUGGUGCUGCUGGGACACCUCAACGCCACCAACGCUACACUGGAAGAGUGUCGGCAGGAAAACGUCAUCCUGAACGGGAACAUCACCGUCCUGCAGGAGGACAUCGAGCAGCUGCGUCAGAAGGAGGCAAACCUCACGGCUCAAAUCAGCCUGCAGGAAGAGCACAUCGAUGCUCUGGAGCACAACGUGACUCAGGCCGUCCAUCAGACCGAGUCCUGCUUCAGCCUGAAGGCAGCAGCUCACAGCCAGAUGGUGGCAGCUCAGACUCAGACCAAAGCCUGCGAGUCCAACCAGCAGUAUCUGCAGAAGCAGCUUCAGAAGUGUAAAACUGCUGAAUCUGAAGCUCCUCAGCAGACACAGCAGCAGGCCUCCACUCCACCCGACUCGGCUGCCUCCCCCCUCAUCGGUAUUCCUGCGCUGACGCUGCUCAUCUGCAGCUCUCUGCAUCUGAUAACCUGAGCUCGGUGUGGCGGACGGUGGCACCGACAGCGAGCACUGUGGUCCAGGAGGGGGCGGAGCCUGGACCCACAUAAGGACUGCUGUACAAACUUCCCGCAACAAACAAGCAGGUCGCCAUGGAGACACGUCACGCUGUCGUAUGAUGAAUGAUUGGACACGAACUUUGCUUAAACUGCACAGCUGAGACGUUUACUGACCGCUGGACUCCUCACGCUUGACAGACACAAAGCUUUGCUGCUGCUUUUUCACUUUUUAGGCCAAAAGGAAAAUUCUUAAACAGUUUCCUUGAACUAAAAUAAGCUUAAAAUCCCAAACUGCUCCUGAUCAGGUUUCUACUCAGCUGUAAUCAGUGUGUGAAUGGACUUCAAGUACAUUGUUCUUGUUUUGUUUGUUUUUUUUUUAAAAUUGCAUUUGCUUGUUUUUGUGCUUUUUAAAGUCAAACUCAGCCUGCAGCUUCUGUCACUGCAGUGGACAAACGACUCGACUCUUAGAAGCUUUUAUUGAAUUUUAUCAGAUGCUGGUUUGAGGCUGGGGGUUCAGGGUGGAUGUUUUUAACUGAAUAAACCUGAGGAGUUUCUCAAA